Molecule: messenger RNA, 1389 nt
Organism: Phytomonas sp. EM1
Lineage: Eukaryota; Euglenozoa; Kinetoplastea; Trypanosomatida; Trypanosomatidae
Source: the annotation of a GenBank genome assembly
AUGCUGUGGUGGCUUAUAGCUGUAAGCGUCAUCGUGGUGCUUUUAGUGUUAUCCUUAAGCGUUUACAUUGUCUAUAUGCUAUCCGCAGAAGAGGAAAAGGAUAAUUCUCUGUUGUGUAAAUGCAUAAUUAUUCUAUCCGUUUCACUGUCAUUCUAUAAUGUGCUCCUAUUACCAUUUCAGGCUGCCUUUUCGAAGGAGUAUCCAGGUAUCGAUGUGUCUUGGGUGUGGGAAGUUGUGGUUGCAGCUUCUGCUUUGCUAGCAUUUGUUAUAAUACCUUUUGCCUUGAUUCACUAUGAAACCUGGGAUCCUAACAAUCCCACCUCAUCGACACAUCAGCUCAAGAUGGCUAUUAUGGGCACAAUAUCGGUUGUUGUAUUUCUUUCUGGCUUGUUUGGUAUUCUUUGGGCUGUAGAGGGUUCUGUAAUGAGCACUGCUGGAGCCAGGGAUGGGACAGAUGAUAAAGGGGGCACUCCAACAUCAGAUGUGCCAUGUGGCUCAUUCUUUUCCUUCUUGGUUGCCCUCAAUACCUCAGUUGGUUGGUUCUUUUUUGCCUUCUUUGGAGGUGUUGGCUUGAUAGGGGCCCCCUUUCAUAGCUUACAAACGUUUUUGAAGCGACCACGCCGCAUCUCUAUCGGGGAGUAUGAGACUAGUCGUAUUAAAAUGUGUCUUGAAUCGGCGAACUUGUUGGAGGUAGGCCGAAAACUCGAGUAUGAAUCAAGAGGACAUGGAUGGCUGCACCUACAGAACCGACGCCGCUUAUUGAUUUUCAAGCGACGUGUUCAUGAGCUAGAACGCGAGUUUCGGUAUAUAGAGCAGUGCUUUAGGAUUCAGCGUGUUUCCGUUUUAAAGCAGUAUGUACUGCUAUCUGCGUCCUGUUUCGCCUGCAUUCUAAGCAUAGCGUGGCUGCUGCACAUCAUCUCUUAUGACUUAGGGUACACUCAUUCGUAUCUCAACGAUAUAUUCGUGUUUUUAGACAAAUUAAUGCCAAUGAUAGGUAUUCUUCUGUAUGCUUCCAUGACCUUCUACUUGAUGUGGUGUGCACUCGUUGGAUGCUGGACGGUUGGUGGUAACCUUGCCUUGUUCAUAGUGUUUCCAUUAGAAAAAAAAGCUACUAUGCUCAAUGCGCUGAUGCUAAAUACAGUGUUGUUACUGCUGGCUUCCAUGGCUGUGGUACAUUUAUGUGUUGCAAGUUUAGAUUCUUAUGCUAUUGACACGAGUAUGAAACAGGUCUUUCACCAAGAUGUGGCUCGAUUAUGGGGUGUUAGAGAGGUCCUUGCGUAUUCACCGUAUGCCUUAGUCGCUGUGGCGACGGUUACACUUUUUUGGCUUUUAAUUUUCUCCAAGCACAAGGUGAAUGACUUUGAGAAUGACGAGGGGGUUCUCUUAUAG